GCUGGUGCUGCUGGUGCUGCUGGUGCUGCUGGUGCGGUGGGCGACGAGGCAGCGCGUGCGGUGCAGCAGCUGGGCUGAAGGGGUUUGCAGACUGCAGACUGUUCCCUGCCAAACGACCAACGAGGGCGGCGUGCAACAGACGAGCAGAGGUAGGUGGCCGUCCCAAGGGCUGCCAGCCAGUGCGGCCAGGCAACCAACACAAGCUCCCAAGCUCCCAAGCUCCAGCUCUCUCUUCACUCGUGCCAGCGGUCCCACUCUUGACUUCCCGUGCUCUUCAGCCGCGUUUUGGGGUUCCCCGCUAUUCCUAACCGAUUCGCCUUUCCGAGUCCUGGAUUGGGAGUCAUGCCCUCGUCGCAACCGACACCUAUUGUCGCGCAGCCCGGCCUGGGUCCGCUGCCAGGCCAUCGACACGCCUCGGGCUGUUUGUCUUCUGGGCCUGGCAAGAAACGUGCCAUCGCCCACAACACCCUCCCCCGCAGAAUCCGAUUGGUCAUGGCCGACCGGUGUGCCUCCAGUCCUCAUUUCACAGCCUGCCCCAACUGGCCCGUCCGUCGAAAAUCUCCCACGAUGCCGUUUAUGAAAGCCGCGCCCGGUGGGUGUCGGGGAUCGAGCUAGCUCACCUCCUUUCUUGGGACGGCUAUGACGCCGGUCGUCUUGCCGAGCUGUCUUGCCGCUCCGUACACAGUGAUAAAAUCUGCGAAAUGCCCACUGCACGCCUGCUCUCCAGUUCCCAGUAGCUGUCCCUUAUCCAUCACAUCAUCAACCCCCAUCUCCACAGCUGAGGGCGGCUCCUCCUUCGGUAACUGGAGUCUCGGACGCCACAAGGUCUCCGUUCAAUUUAAACCGCCCAUCCCGCGCCCACACCCUUUGGACCCAGCACACAUUGCUGCAAAGACACCCUUCUUUACCUGUCAUCCCUCAAGACUUGGACCUUUUCCAGUCCCCCCGACCCCUAGCUCGUUCAGAUCCCUUGGGCUAGAGUCCUGUGUGGUUGUUCUUGUUGAGAAGGCAGUCAUGGAAACUCAGCCGGCGAAACAGGCGUCCCAGCCAUAUUAUGACAUUGUCAUUGUUGGCGCUGGCCCUGUAGGGCUCAUGCUUUCGACGUGCCUGGCGAGGUGGGGUUAUAAGAUCAAGCACAUCGACAACCGAGCAGAACCAACGCCAACAGGUCGUGCAGACGGUAUUCAACCUCGUUCUCUGGACCUUCUGCGGAACAUGGGUCUCAAGUCGGCGAUCAUGGCGCACAAGCCGGCCAGGGUCUACGAAGUAGCCUUCUGGGAUCCUCCCCGGAACGGAAAGGGCAUCGCUCGGACGGGGACUUGGGCGAGUUGCCCUAGCUUCAUCGACGCGAGAUAUCCCUUCACCACCCUCUUGCACCAGGGCCUCAUCGAGCGCGUCUUCAUCGCCGACCUGGAGAGACAUAACUCGCAGGUGCAGCGGCCUUGGACAAUCAAGGGGUUUAGCGUCGACGAAAAGACCAAUCCCGAUUACCCUGUCGAGGUCGAGCUCGAACAUGUGGACGGCACGAUGCGUGAGAGCGUGAGGGCCAAGUACCUGUUUGGUGGUGAGGGCGCAAGGUCCUUUGUGCGGGACCAGUUAAAGAUAGGAAUCACGCACAAGGACCCAAUAGCCCACGUGUGGGGUGUCAUGGAUGGCGUUGUAAAGACUGAUUUCCCUGACAUCAAGAUGAAGUGCACGAUACACUCUGAGCACGGCUCGAUCAUGGUCAUCCCGCGCGAAGCCAACAUGGUGCGGCUUUACAUACAAAUCGCGUCCUCGACCGAUCCUGACUGGAACCCGCGCAAGACGGCGACUUCUGCGGAGGUCCAGGAAUCAGCCAAGAAGAUCUUGCAACCCUACUCCAUAGAAUGGGAGACUGUCGAGUGGUACUCUGUGUAUCCCAUCGGCCAGGGUAUUUCCGACAGGUAUACCCUGGACCACCGCGUUUUCCUCGGCGGGGACGCUUGCCACACGCACAGCCCCAAAGCUGGUCAGGGGAUGAAUACAGCCUUCCUCGACGCCCAAAACCUCGCCUGGAAGAUCCACGCAGUUGAGGGUGGUUUCGCGGACCGAGAGAUACUCAAAACGUACGAGCCAGAGCGUAAGGAGGUUGCAGAGACCUUGCUGUCAUUCGACAACCGCUACGCAAAGCUGUUCUCGGCGCGGCCGCCGCCCGCGAGCACGGUGGAGGCCGCCUCAGAGACCGCAAACAGCAAUUCCUUUGAGGAGAGCGAGUUUGUAAAGACGUUUAAGGAAUCUUGCGAGUUCACCAGUGGCUACGGGGUCGCUUACGGGCCCAAUGCGCUCAACUGGUCGUCCGAGCACCCCGUGCAGUCGCCAUUGGUCCACCCUGAAGGCACCAAGCUAAGGACAGGUCGGCUUUUGAUCAACGCCGACGUGACCCGUGUUGUUGACGCCAACGUGGUGCAUCUCGAACAAGAAGUCCCUCUCAACGGCUCAUUCCGGAUAUUCGUAUUUGCGGGCAAGCCCAGUGUGACCAAGAGGGCACUGGACGACUUCGCGAGCAAUCUCGGCCGCCGUGGCUCUUUCUACACGGCCUACCAGCGACCAGACUUACAGAAAGUGUCGCAUCACGAGCAAGACAACCCUCACAGUCUGUUCUUCACAAUAUGUACUGUGCUUGCGGGCGCCCGUAGCAGCAUCGAGAUCAGUCGCGAUGUCCCGGAGCUGUUGGGGCGCUAUCGGGACCAUGUGUAUGCGGACGACCGAUGGGAUCGCCGUGUGCCGGAUGCGAAGGCAUCUGCGCAUGCCAAGAUGGGACUGAGCGAGGAGAGAGGCGGUGUUGUCGUCGUCCGGCCUGAUGGAUACGUUGGCAUUGUGGUCUCGCUCGUAGAGGGUAGUGGCACUGUGGAUGCCCUGAACCAGUAUUUUGGGACCUUCUGUACGAAAUCACUCGGGACAGCAGCGUCUCAGUUGUGAGGACGGCUUUGCUUCUCAUUGCUCGUUGUCAUGUCAAUACCUGGGCUAUGGCGCAUGUUAUAUAGAUACUUGAAGCCGACUUUAUUCUCCCACCCA
Diaporthe batatas is the source of this 3036-nucleotide messenger RNA. RefSeq lists its product as uncharacterized. The transcript is spliced from 5 exons. NCBI's taxonomy places the organism in Eukaryota, Fungi, Ascomycota, Sordariomycetes, Diaporthales, Diaporthaceae. Gene Ontology annotation, molecular function: FAD binding. The coding region runs from base 640 to 2940 and encodes 766 amino acids. The record is from RefSeq and is a predicted model, not a curated record.